Messenger RNA from Limanda limanda (common dab), 5295 nucleotides. RefSeq names its product meningioma 1b (gene mn1b). Bases 919 to 4713 code for a protein of 1264 amino acids. The record is from RefSeq and is a predicted model, not a curated record. Gene Ontology annotation, biological process: regulation of DNA-templated transcription. The transcript has 2 exons. NCBI's taxonomy places the organism in Eukaryota, Metazoa, Chordata, Actinopteri, Pleuronectiformes, Pleuronectidae.
GAGAGAGAGAGAGAGUGUGUGUGGAUCGCUCGCUAGGCACCAGACCGCAGUCGGUGAACGGAGAGACACGCACGCCGCCAGGAGGAGGAUGCUCGGGAUGCUGUCAGGCCGAUCCGUGGCUGUGGAGUGCGGGUAGUGCGAUCCGCUCCGCUCCGGUUCUCCGGUACCGGGAGAGGAGGAGAAGAGCCGAGGACUUUUUCCGUCACAUUGGACUUUUUUUGGUUUCACGCCUGCUCAGCGGUUGAUGAGAUUUUUAUUUGGAAGGAGACCCACAGCCAGUAUUUAUUCCAAGAUAGAUUCCCCCCGUAGUUUUGCUAUCCACGGCUGCGACUGGACUUUUCCCCCUUGUUUCCACUAUGGGACCUUAUAAAAAAAGUCGCUCUGGGACAUUUGACUUUGGACUGGAAUAAUGAAUUAGCUGUCAGACAUUUUCAUAUUCCCACUUCUAUCGCUCCAGUUUCUCCGGCGCUCUCCUUUUUUUUUUUUAGUUUGAUAGUGCCAUGUUCGCUCCGGAGAAAUACGCACCGAAAAACUUUGGAAUAUUAUAAGUCACCCGUGCAUGAAAGUUAAGUAAAAUUGUUUUUACAUUUGUCUGUUUGAGCAAAGAGAAAAAGAGAAGCAGUCAAGUGCACGAUUAAACACGAGGACAGAGACACACUUUACGUGCGUAUUUUGGACACAGUCUGUCCCGUCUCUCCCCGACGCGUACUUGGAGAAGUUGGAAAAACAAAAACAAUUGAUCCACAACAAUGAGAACUUAUCCGGUGAGUUUCAAAUUUUAAAGCGGGCAAAGCUGUUUAUUCACCAGUGUUAAACAAACAUUUUAAUAGUUUCUUGUAUAUGUUUUUUUCUUCCGUUUUUCUUUUUUGAGGACAGACGGAAAAACUGGCCGUCAUGUGGGAUUGAUUGCAAGGGAGUAUGUUUGGGCUGGAGCAGUUCAGUUCUCAGAUUAAUAGCAGAAACCCUGGCCAGUCAGAGAGACACAUUAACCCACAGAGACUGAACAUGGGAUCCCACUAUAAAAGCCCCGGUUUUCACGCUGGCGGCCCCCCGGGACCAGUGGAACCCGGCAUGGGCCCUCUGAGCGAGCCGCAGAUGCUGGGGCUCAAUAUGAACAUGAACGGAGAGCAGUACGGCGGCUUCCACCCGAGGGGCCACUCGGACAUGCAUGCAGGCGGCGGACUUCAGCAGCAGCAGCAGCAGCAGCAGCAAGGACCCAUGCAUGGAUUUUUUAACAACCAGCAACCUCAUCAAGGACAUCCUCACGGCCAUCAACCUCACCCCCACCAACAUCACCCACAUUUCAGUGGGAAUUUUGGAGGCCCAGAGCCAGGGUCAUCAUGCCUGCACGGUGGCAGGUUAAUGGGCUUCAACAACAAUGGCAUGGGACCACAGCAGGGCUUUGGAGAAGGAUUUGAUCCUCUCGCUGAGGGACAGGCAGGGGAUGGCUUUCCCCAGCAGCAGCAGCAGCAGCAGCAGCAGCAGCAGCAGCAGCAGCAGCAGCAGCAGCAGCAGCAGCAGAGGCCUGGUAAUAUGCCUGACUUCCAACAUCACGGGCCUCCCAGCGGCAGCCAUGCUGUCCCUGCUCCCUGUCUACCCCUCGAUCAGUCCCCUAACAGAGCAGCCUCCUUCCAUGGUCUCCCCUCCUCUUCGUCCUCCUCCUCUGAGUCUCAUGGCCUGGAGUCUCGGCGGAUGCCAAACCAGGGAGCUGUGGAGGGAUUAGAGUAUAACUUCCCUAGUGAGCCCCCAUCUGGACAUUUUGAUGUACCUGUAUUUUCCCCAUCAGAAUCAGAAUCUCAGUUACCCCAUUUUGGCCCAGGAAGGCCUGUUCCUGGCGGAAAUUUCCCAGGGAACCCUGGCAUGCCACGGACACCAGGUAUGCAGGCCAUCUCUAAGGGACAUCAGCCACCGCCACAACCCCAGCAGCCUCAGCAUGGAGUGUUUUUUGAGCGCUUUGGAAAUGGCCGGAAGGUGCCCGUGGGAAUGGAGCCGGGGGUCAAUACAAGACAUCCUCUCAUGCAACAGCAACAACAGGCUAGCUUGAUAGCCAGACAGAACUCAUGCCCCCCUGGCCUCCCCCGACCCCCUCAGGCUGAGCCCGGCUCCACUAACCCUAACAUUCUGGAUGGAGGGGUCAUGAUUCCUGGCCAACACAACCAGUUUGAAUAUCCCAUUCACAGACUGGAAAAUAGGGGUCUGCACCCCUAUGGGGACCCCAUGUUUAAUAUGCAACAGCCAGCUCCUCCUCCCUCCCAACAGCCCCCGAAUCAGAGGCUUCAACACUUUGACUCUCCUUAUAUGAACAUGGCGAAGAGGCCAAGAUUUGACUUUCCGAAUGCACAUGGGGGUGAAGGCUGGUGUGGUGGUAUGGAUAACCACCUCUCUCCCUCUGCAUACCCCGGCCUGCCUGGAGAGUUCACCCCACCUGUGAGUGAAGGCUUCCCGCCAGGUCCCCUGCAGCAUCCUGGGCCUGAGCAGCAGUCUCUGCAGCAGCGCCAGAACGCAGCCAUGAUGAUCAAACAGAUGGCCUCUCGCAACCAGCAGCAGAGGAUGAGGCAGCCCAGUCUGCAGCAGCUCGGCCACCACGGUGAAGUGCCUCCUGGCCCGAUGGCUCACGGAGGCCCAGUGGGGGGCAUGCCUCAGCCCAACUUCGACAGAGAGGCUGGUGGCAGGAUGCCCAACAUUGAUGGACAAAAUCCUCAUGUCCCUCAGGAGAACUCCUGGUUCCAAGGGUCCCACCCACCUGGGGAGAUGAUGUCACGGCGUAUGGGUGGAGCAGGAAAUGAAUCAGGACCGCAUGACAUGGGUCUGCAGCAGAAUGGGGCCGGGAUGAUGUUUCGGCCAGGCAUGGGCAUGCAGGAGCCCAUGAGGAUACCAGGAGAUGGGCAUGUACAGGCUCUCCAUUCCCCAGGCAUGCACCCACAGUUCAGCGGUAACAUGGGGAACCUUUCACAAAUGCAGUCUCCUGGAGCAGGAGCAGGGCAUCCGAAUGCACCGUCAGAGAGGCGGCCUGCUGACUUCCCUGCACCUCCAAUGGGAGCACAGCCAACGUUUCCCUAUGGGGGGGCCAACCGUCAGGGGUCAGCCCACAGCGCUCCCCAGGGGGUGAGCACCUCACCAGGGAGCUACCCUCCUCAGUCUGAGUUCCCCCCAGGCCAGCGGUCGUCUGUUAGUAAGCUUGGGGCCCUGUCCCUUGGGAACUUCAGCAAAACCAGUGCUAAAGACAGUGUUUUCGGGCAGAGCUGCCUGGCGGCCCUUUCCACGGCCUGCCAGAACAUGAUCGCCAGCCUAGGGGCCCCCAAUCUUAACGUAACAUUCAACAAGAAGAACCAAAAUGAGGGCAAACGAAAACUGAGUCAGACAGAGCAGGACAUUAAUAGCAGCACAUCUAAUGGGACUGGCAGUGCUGGUCCUGAAUAUUUUCAGAGCAGCACUUCCCAGAACAGCCAGAUGCCUGGCACCGGGAAUAGCAACUCUAAGCCUGCAAGUCAAAGCCAGCCGGUGCAGGGGGAAGCCAGCGCCCUCUCCCCAACUUACAACAUGGACGCUACCCCGUGCAGUGAGGGGAAGGCAACAACAGGGAAUGGGAGAGGGAGAGGGAGGAGAAAAAGAGACAGUGGACAUGUGAGCCCUGGAAUUUUUUUUUCCUCUGACAAUGGUAACCCUGUUGUAAGUCCAGGCCAGCAGACCCCCUCAGCUGGCGUUGGGGAGAGGGGUGGGGGCACGCCCCAUGAAAAACACCUCCAGUCACCCUCAUGGGGGAAAGGAGGAGACCUAAUGUUGGGGGACCAGGCCGACCUGAUGUCUUCUUUGGACAGCGGCAUUCAAAGUGUGGCCAAGUCUGACAGUAGCUCACCACGAGUGGACUUUCCUGACGAUGUCAGCACCCACUAUGGCAACGAGGACGAGGUGUCCUCCAGCUCAGAUGCCGGAGGGGCCCCGGUCACCAAGCCCAAUCGCAGCCCUGUGAUGACCGGCUCACCCAAAAUGCAGAGGAGUGACCACGGGUUGAUAAAUGGACAGAAGGCCCUGAGCAUGGGCAUUAACAAUCAUACUACCUCGACUCCAGACAGCUAUGGACUGAAUGCUGGUGGGGGCACAGGGGCCGGUGGGCCGAGCCACCCGGGCACUCCUGGGGUGGAGCAGGUACGCACCCCAUCCAGCACCUCUGGCCAAGAAGAAAUCCAUCCCCUGGAGAUUCUGCAGGCCCAGAUCCAGCUCCAGCGACAGCAAUUCAGUAUCUCUGAGGACCAGCCUGUAGCCGUUAAAAAUGGCAAAAAGAAUGGUGACUGUCCCUCGCAGAAUGGAGACAAUGAGCUGGUGAGCUGCAGCCCGGACGCUGGGAAGGGCUCAAUAGGCACUAUUGACCUUGACACCCUCAUGGCAGAGCAGCACGCCACCUGGUACGUGCCCAGCGACAAGGCCAUGAUGGACGGGUCAGAGGAUGACAAGGCCAUGGGACCCUGGGAAAAAAACAAGAGCCAAAACAACAGUAAAGAAGAAUCGGAGCUGUCCCAGAGUAAGACUGGAGCCCCGGGCGCCGGCGGAGGCGGAGGCGGCGGCGGCGGCGGGAACCACAUGCAGUGCCUGUCCGUCCACUGCACAGACGAGCUGGGGGACAGUAAGGGCCGGGGGGGUCCCGUCUCGUCCUGGCGCUCGCUCCACUCUGAUAUCUCCAAUCGAUUCGGGACAUUUGUGGCGGCCCUGACUUGAACAGGAAGCAGAAGGACCGAGCAGGAAGCAGUACAGAAGAUGACAACAUAAAAAGAAUGACAGAUUAAAAGACAAUGAGGAAGAGGAUGAUGAUGAUGAUUAUGCUUAUGAUGAUGAGGAUGAUGCCUGUUCAGGGAGAGAAAGACAUUUACACUCAUCGAUGCAAACAUGAACAUACAAACACACACGUACAUACACACGACACACACAAGAACACACACACACACACACACAUGCAAAAAUACCAUGUUUUUUCUGACACAUGCAGUCACACUUUAGGAAGCUCGCUCACAUACUGCUGGACAAUUCAGCUUGGGCUCCACUCAACAAGGCCCAAUCCUGGAAAAAACCUCAAAUCGAUAUUUUUUUUUUUGUUUGUUUUUUCUUUGUCGAAGAAAAAUAAAGAAAUGUCAAAAGGGGAAGAAGAAGAAAAACCAGAAGAAAAGAUUUUGUCCAGUUGUCGCUGGCUGUGAUUGUAUACCAGUGUUGAGUCUUGUGACGCCACCGUGACCUCAUGACUUUUACUUUCCAUGGUCGCAGCUCUGAUGUAUAAAUCCUCCCUGUCAAUGUAAGUCUCUACAC